This is a messenger RNA of Erinaceus europaeus (western European hedgehog), 2808 nucleotides long. It is a transcript of the gene ZSWIM3, whose product is annotated as zinc finger SWIM-type containing 3. The transcript is spliced from 2 exons. Bases 135 to 2336 code for a protein of 733 amino acids. The record is from RefSeq and is a predicted model, not a curated record. Gene Ontology annotation, molecular function: zinc ion binding. Lineage: Eukaryota; Metazoa; Chordata; Mammalia; Eulipotyphla; Erinaceidae.
AUUGUAGGAGGGGCGGACUACCGGCAUUGUCUCAUAAAUAAAGCCUCCGCCGUUACUCCCACCCCCUGUCAACAAGCUUAGACGCCCCCAGCCCCUUGAUAAGCUUCUGAUGCCGAGCGUUCCUCCCGAGCUCCAUGGUAAGCCACCCGGUUGGGACCGACCCUUCAGGUCUCCCGGGCCCACGCCAGCCUGUAGACCCUCAGAGUGUUACUUCUGACCCCUGGCAUUUAUCUAGAGAGCAGCUACCAGUGCGGACUGAGGUGGAGGCCAUGGAGCUGGGCAGCUGCUUCAAGACCUACGAGGACUUCAACGAGUGCUUCAGCGCCUAUAAAAGGGAGAACAGAUGCUUCUUCAUUCUCAGAGAUUGCGUCUCGGUCCGCUUCCACAACCUCAGCCACGGCACUUCCAUCCGUGAGGACAUCCUAUAUGUGCAAGUGAAAUUUGUCUGUAUUCGGAGCCAGUCAAAUAGGAAGAAGACAUCAGAGGGUGACAUGUGCCCAGCAUACUUGCUCCUACAGUACAAUGAGAAACUGGAUAGGCUGUUCAUCAGUGAAUUAAACACCCAGCACAUACAUACUGACUCCAAAAUGAUAAGUUCUGGAGGAGACAUGGGUGACAAAUCUCAAAAGACAACGUGCCUGCAGAAACCCCAUCCCACAAUCAAGAAAGACUUUGACACAGCUGAGAAGGCCCCAGUUGAACCACCAUGUUGCUUAGGUAAAGUCCAGGCUCACUCAAAGCCAGAGCAGGAGGGUAUCACUACUUCUGACCUGGCCAAGAUAGCAAACGUAAUGAAGAACUUUCUUCAAGUAGAUGAGGGCUCCAUGGCUUCCCUCAGUGUUGGGAACAACCAAGACUUGGACCGGCUCAGCUUCCAGAGCAGCAAGAUGAGUGACCUUUUCAUCCGCUUCCCAGAGAACCUACUGUUGCACCGGGUGGAGAAUACCCAGAGCCACAUCCUUUAUGCUUUUUUGGUGGAGACCAAGGAACGGGAGAGUCGAAUCGUACACUUUGCUGUGCUCAAAGCUGAAACUGCUACCUCCAUAGCCAAGAUGCUGAGUAUCUUCACAGAGUUCAACUCAGAUUGGCCCAAGGUCAAGGUGGUCUUCGUGGAUCCAUCUUUCCCUUAUCAAGCCAUCCUACAGGAAAUCUUCCCUGCUGCCCGCAUCCUCCUUUCCAUCUACCAUACAACCCGACUCUUAGAAAAGAAAUUGCACCGUAGUUCAGCAAACCCAUCCUUUAAAAGACUCAUGAAGGAGGCUCUUCGAGAGGCAGUGUUUGUCACUUCAGAUGUCAGUCUGCAAAAUCUCUGUCAAAUGUCCCAAGCUCUACUCGAUGAAGAGCUCUUCAACUUCCUGCAGGCCCACUGGUUUUCCUGUGAACUUCUCUGGUACAUGCAUGUCAGGAAGGGCUUGCACGCAUGCAACACUUAUAUGGACAGCCUGGAUGAAGUCACCAGCAAGGUGUCAAGUCUCUUUCGGGAACAGCAGACCCUGAUGGACUGUAUCCUUCGCUUUGUCGACUACAUAGACUUCUUUAACACCAAACGCUUGAAGAACUUUCCCACAGCCCCUCCCAAGUUAAAGAGACCCCGGCCAGCAAGCAUGCCACCAAAGGCCAAGAAAACUUUCAGCAUCUAUGGAGGGAGCCUCACCAGGUACUCUGUUGAAGAAGCAAAGCCAACCCUGCAGCAGCAGCCACAAGUACAGCCCUCCCAGAAUGACAUGCUAGACACCUUGCACAAGAAUGGCUCCAAACUGGCCUACAAGCUGUGCCAUAGCCAGUGGGAGGUGGUACAGAACUCCACUCAGCUGGUCAACGUGAGUGGCCCCUCAGUGAAUGUGCAGCUGCUAGAGAACUCUCACCAAGUUAGUAAAGAUGGUUGUAGUUGUAGCUGCUCCUUUCAACAGUGUUAUCACCUGCCAUGCCGGCACAUCUUGGCCCUGCUGUAUGCCAGCCAGAAGCCUGUGAGUGAAUCUAUGGUGUGUCGUCGGUGGCAGAAGAGGUACCAGCACCUUCUCGGACCCGGUGGGGAACUCCGGGACCCUGUUAGGUUCCCAAACAUGGGCCAGCCUGGGAAGCAAGGACGGAAUGGCACAGUUUGGGACCUAAGCAGGGAGCUAGCAAACCUACUAAUGCAGAGUGAAGGGCCAGAGCUAGAGGAGCGUUGUUCUACCCUGCGCAAGAUUGUAGACAUCUGGGCUGGCCCCUGCCAGCCACCUGAGCCUAUUCAACAGCCAGGAGACUUCAAGGAUGUGGGUCACCUUCCUUUCCUCUGGGGAAAGCAAGAGGAAGGGGAGGGACUCCUCCCUGGAGGAGCCACAAUUCAUGAUUGAAACACACUGACUCACUGGACCACAAAUCCCUUUCCUUGGAAGUGUGAGAGCCCAGAGUGAGCAGGACAUGCUAGGGUCAGCAUUUCAGCCAAUUCCUGGGCCUAGUUAAGAAUACUUAGUCCCAUCAUGCGAGUCCUUUGGAUUCUCCACCCUUUGUUUCCCUACCUUUGGCAUUCCUUUGGAGCCUCAUUCCUUGCUCAAGGCCAAAGUUAUUUACAUGCUGAAAGGUCAUCUCUCUCUCUCUCUCUCUCUCUCUCUCUCUCUCUCUCUCUCCCCCAAGACUCCUGAGGUCAGAUCUUACUUCACAGAGAUGAAUCCCUUUACUAGGAUAGAGUAAGACAUUAUCAACCUGGUAAAAGGGCCUGUUUUACAGAGACAAAGGGAAAGAGGGUGAUCUGUGGUUGUUGCUGCUCUUUACAAAGAACCUGUUAUUUGUACCUAUUUUUAUUCAUGUCAAAUAAAAGAUUUUAAA